AUGUAUUACAACAGAAGUGGCAAGAUGGUCGUGGCCGGUGCAGAGGCAGAGGAUGCGUCUAUAGCAUCCCAGGCAGAGGACGAGGGCUGGACAAAGGUUGAGCUCUUCAAGCUUCGCCUACGCCCCUCCACAAUGAAGCUCAAGAUGAACGGCCUCCGCCUGGCAUCUCUUCCGAAGCACAAAACUGCAGUCGAUGUCUUUGGCGACUUUCUCGGAUACCUAUUCAAAUGUACAAGGACCUUCUUCACCGACACCCAUGCUAACGGCCAUGCUUUGUGGACUGUCGUGCAGCACGACCUCCAAUUUGUGCUCUCACAUCCGAACGGGCGGGAGGGCGCGCAGCAGACGAAGAUGCGGAGAGCGAUAGUCUACGGCGGAGAGAUCCCGGACACGAACGAAGGCAAGGCGCGGAUACGAUUUGUCACAGAGGGUGAGGCGAGUCUCCACGCCUGCGUCCUGGCGGCCGAUGUGCUUUCGGUGCGCACAAAUCCUUGCGUUCGUCACGGCGGCCUAUCUAGCGCUUUCGCGCAGAGCACGUCGAACCAUGGGUUCUUGAUCGCUGGAUCUCAGCUCGUAUGCGAUUCGCGGGACCCAUCCGCUCGUAAUCGAGGAGAUUGCCCCGCCGGACUGCCUGUUCGCCGGAUCCGUGUUCGUCAGCAGGCGUACCCGCGAGUUCCUCGAAGGUAUCUGCGUGGCUCCAAGUAUGGCUCGGCAGACUUGCUCGACCACAUCACGAAGCGGUUCGACGAGACCACGAAGCGGCUGUUCCGAGCGAAGAAGGACCUGCAAUUCAUCACGUUCGGCUCGCCGCUCGAUAAAGACAUGUAUGUGGGUAUCCGGAACGGGCAACUGAAGUUAUCGGGUGAAUCGGAGGUUGCGGACUUGUUCGAACCGUCUAUCGAAGCUGCGGUCGCCGCAAUUAAGCGGCAAAUUGAAGCGACAAAUGGGUUAAUCGAGUCUAUUUGGCUGGUUGGUGGCUUUGCGGCUAGCCCGUGGCUGUUCCAUCAGCUGCAAGAGAGCUUGGCACCCGUCACCGUUAGUAGGCCGGAUUCCCAAACGUCGAAGGCCGUUGCUGACGGUGCGAUUGGUUUUUACUGCGACCACCAUGUCUCGGCUCGCAUGUCGAAGUAUACGUACGGCGUGGAGUAUCUCCGCGAGUUAGACGCCAACGACCCCGACCACGCCGCCCGCAAAAGCAGACUCUCCGAGCUUCCCUCCGGCCCGAAAUUACUUCCAGACGCGUUUGAUUGUAUUCUAUCCCGAGUACUGAAAGAGUCGACGGUGUUCACGAGGAAGUAUUGUACGGAGUUGACGAGUUUGUCGUUGCUUUCUGUAUUUGAGGUUGAGAUUUGGUGUUUUAGAGGGGGUAAUGAAGUCCCUAAGUGGAUCAUGCGCCAAGCAGAGGACUUUGGUACGCUCUGUGCUGUACAAGCGAACCUGUCACCAUUGGCCAGCAGCGCUGAACCCAAGACGGGAAGGAACGGAAAGACGUACUGGAUGAUUGUAUUUUCGGUUGAAAUUCACUUUGGUCUGACCGAGUUCAAGGCUAGGAUUAAAUGGAAUGAUAGUGGCGUUACGAAGUAUGGCCCGGCAUCCAUUAUCUACAACGAAACCCCUUCAGCUGCCGCAUCACGAACACCCUCACGCACGGGGUUCAACGGCUCUCCCAGCAAGCCACCUUCAACACACAGCACGCCGAAGCAAGAGUGCUUCCACGAUAUCCCCGAUGUCGUCAGAGGCGAUCGCGAUCGCAGCCUCGCGCCCAGUACACAUACGCGACAUUCAUCAGCUUCCCGCCCGUCAGUCGUCACAGGCAAGUCGAAUUGGAGGGACAACCACGCACCCUCAGCCAAUGGCCGAUCGUCUAACCCUGCGUCUCCUGCGACCGAGCGUGCGGUGAGUGGGAGCUGGCGCAGUGAGGCGGGUAAGAUUGAACGGUCGUCGAAGGGCAAAGACAGAGAACGCGAUAGCUACGUAUCCGACGCGGAUCGCGACCGGGGUAGGAAGGACAAGCCGAGGGACAGGGAGAGGUCGAUCAAUGGGGAGCAUGAACGGUCGUCAGUGCUGGGCAAGAUUGGGGAGGCGCUCACUAGCCCUCUUGCUUCCAAGGCACCUUCUAUGUAUGGGCGGAGGGACAGUGUUGCUGCAGAGAGCAUGGCGAGCACUCCUGGGGAGACAAGAUCACGGCAUUCGCCUGCCGCCAACGCGUCUGCUUUGUUUGAUACUGGGCCCCAGGACAGAUCCCGGGGUAUGGAUCCUGAAGCCUCGCGCCCUCUCAGCUCUGUUAGCCUGAUGCCUGGCAGCAUGCCUGAGCCUGUCCCCUUGGACUGGAGCUCAAGGAAGCGCAACCACAACCACCGCUUGACGCCUAAGCCGCCUUCGAGAGCCGUGUCGCCUAAACCAAUUACGCCUGCACUCCAAGAGCCUGAGCCCCUCCCUGAACAACCAGCCGCUAGCGGUGAUCUUGGCUCGCUCUCAUUUGGGUUCGGUUCGUCUGGAGGCGACUUUGCGUCUUCCCUGGGUACCGGAUUUGGUACAUCCGCAGACUUUGGCACAUCUGCAGGAUUUGGGUCGACUGCAGGCUUUGGUUCUUCAGGAUUUGGGUCGACUGUGGUUUUGGAUCCGCCGGAGGAUUUGGGUCAACUGGUGGAACUGGGACUGGAUGGGGUAGCACAGCGACUGGCUUCGGAAUUUGGGGAGCCCCCAAAGCAACCGUCACCAAAAGCUUCGCCUGCGGAAGUUGAGGCUCCCUUGGAAGAGGUAGCACCUGUAGCAGAAGAAGAUAGUUGGGGUAGUUGGGGUGCACCGGCGAAGAAAGGAAAGGCUGCAUCAAAGGCUGCGUCCAGAGCCGCAUCCAAGCCUGCAUCCAAACUCCUGUCUCAAGUCAACACUCCAUUGGUUGCUGCAUCUGAACCGCCACCAGAGGAAACCCCUCCUGCACCUGUAGAGCCUCCAGUCGCUCAUGUAGAAGAGACGCCAGCGCCUGAGCCCCCAGCUGCAGAGACAACAAGUAAGAAGAAGAAAAAGAAAGGCAAGGGAGGUGCCAGCGAAGUUGCUACUCCAGUUGAGGAAACGGCACCGGCACCGCCGCCGCCCAAGACCCCCGUCGUGGAACCUGUCCGUGUGCCCACACCGGAUCCCACAGCUGCCGCAGCAGAGGGCACCACCGGAAACGACGGGUGGACGUUCGAUGUCGUCUCUCCACCUGCUGGCUCAGCAGAUAAUCUCCCCUCUGCAACCUUCACCAAUCAUCUUGGAAUGACGUCCUUCGGUGCGGGCGGCGCCACUCUACUUGAUAACAUUAAUUUACCGCUGUCGGCACCCAAAUCUCCCAAAGUCGCUGAGUCUUCCGAAUUGCUUUCGUCUUCUAAACCGGCAUCACCAAAAGUCUCACCAAACAAUACGCCCAAGCCGAGCCCUAAGAUAGAGGCUGCCGCUUUACCCGAGGCCUUAGCGAACCCCGAAGUUCCUGCAGAGCCAGCUGUCGAUCCACCAGCUGCUGAACCGGAAGUGACACCAGCUGUGGAAACGAAGGCGGAAGAGGACAAGCUACAAGUUCCUGGCGCUGAUGACCCAACAUCACCUACUACUCCAGUUACCCCAGGGGAUGAGGGUGGGGAGGAAAACGCUGAAGACGCUGAAGCUGCCACACCCCGGGCAACGAGAAAGGUGCCAAGGGAAAGGCAGGCGGAAAUACCCCUGCUCCUGCUGCAGAUGGAGGGAAGAAGAAGAAGAAGUAAAGAGUUACGACACAGACCAGAACCCCUUGUCAAGCAAGGGUACUCUUCUUCGUGUAUGGUCGAGGCAACACGGGCGUAG
Messenger RNA from Pleurotus ostreatus (oyster mushroom), 3819 nucleotides. RefSeq lists its product as uncharacterized. The transcript is spliced from 17 exons. Lineage: Eukaryota; Fungi; Basidiomycota; Agaricomycetes; Agaricales; Pleurotaceae. The coding region runs from base 1 to 3819 and encodes 1272 amino acids. The record is from RefSeq and is a predicted model, not a curated record.